AUGGCUUUCAGCAAGGUAUACCGCGCUACCGUCUUCGCCAGGAGAAAGGAGGGCGUGACCCAGGAAGAAUUCUCCCGUCGCUUCGCUCGUCACGGAACGUUGGCCGGUCCGGUGAUCAAGAAGCACAACGGCAUCGCCUACAUCCAGCAUCACGUUUUCGACGUCUAUGCCGAAGAAUUCAAAGAAAAGAUUGGGCCUGAGAUGGCGCCCUUCUUCAACUUCGCCCAGGCCGAUGGGAUCAACACCCUCAUCUUCCCGACUAUGGAUGACCUUGUCGGUUUCUUCAAGGACCCGGCACACGAGGAGACUCUGAAUACUGAUGUCGCCGAGUUUGCCGAUCCAACAACGGUCACCUUUGCAGUUGGAGAUGAGAAUGUGGUUAUCAAGGAUGGAAAGUUGCUUGUCUAG
Messenger RNA from Fusarium keratoplasticum, 408 nucleotides. RefSeq names its product EthD domain-containing protein. Gene Ontology annotation, molecular function: oxidoreductase activity. Bases 1 to 408 code for a protein of 135 amino acids. The transcript has 2 exons. The record is from RefSeq and is a predicted model, not a curated record. NCBI's taxonomy places the organism in Eukaryota, Fungi, Ascomycota, Sordariomycetes, Hypocreales, Nectriaceae.